Messenger RNA from Armigeres subalbatus, 2923 nucleotides. RefSeq names its product mucin-3B-like. Gene Ontology annotation, cellular component: plasma membrane. NCBI's taxonomy places the organism in Eukaryota, Metazoa, Arthropoda, Insecta, Diptera, Culicidae. Bases 253 to 2775 code for a protein of 840 amino acids. The transcript has 6 exons. The record is from RefSeq and is a predicted model, not a curated record.
UCGAAUGUUAUUUGCACAAUUGAUUAGAACAAAUUUGUUUCGAUUGUUCGCUUUUAUUUCCCACCCCAUCAUCAUAGAUAAGCACUUGAGCAAUUAUUGCCACCGCCUAGACCGAUCCGAUAACGCGUGUGGCAAGGAUACGCAGUUCAGGUUCGCCGCGAUGCGUUCAGUUAUUCGUUUGAUCUCGUUUCGGUAGGAUUCGCCCAAGUUCCGGUGUGAAAUCGUGAAUUGGCUAACCCAAUUGGGGUUCAAAUGCGUGGAAUAAUUGGUGGAAAGUCCUUCGAUGUCACGGUGCCGGAUCAGGAUGACAAAACUAGGAAAAGUGCAUCGAGAUGGAGCUUGAAGAAUAAAAAGAAACGGUGGUUGCCAAUCCUGUUCUGUGUCUUUUGCUUUUCCUUGCUGAUUGGUUGGGUUAUACGAGAUAUAUUCUACAACCGUGGUAAUGGGUCUGUUGUUCUUAGUGACAACGAUACAGAAAUUGUGGAGUUUGAAAGCAUCGAUGAGAAUAGCGGAAGAAGAGAGCUGAUAGCAGAUUCGAAUCUCUCGUGCUCCUUGGGAAGCGAUUGUACAGUUUUGUGCGAAGGAUUAAAUGUUAGCGAUUUGUCAUCGGAAAUCAACAAAACUCUUGAGGGCCAACACUGUCUCAGUAUAAAUCUAGUCAUCGCAUCCCUUUCAAUUGACGAUGGGAAACUUUACUCUCGCUGGCUCGAUCUGAACGAAUCUAUCACAAUCAACCAACUGGAGCUGAGGCAAUCCGAAAUUUUGGAAAUUCCAUCUGGCGUGUUCGAUGCACGCCAUUUUUAUAGCGUUUCUAUUCUUACUCUCGACUCCCUUCUGGUGACCACUUUGCCUGCAAACAUUUUCCUGGGGUUACAGUUGCUGCAGGAGCUUAAUUUGAAAAAUUUACCACUGUCACAAGUGGAUGAGUACGUGCUGGCGCCAGUGAAGUUCACGCUGACUAGCUUGUUGGUGGAGAACUGCUUGGACUUGCUCAACCCUCGGGUGUUCACCGGAGCCACAACUAUGGACAAUUUGGCAAUCGUUUCUUUUGAGUAUAACAUUUUUCACGACGUACUCAGCGCUGAUUCGUUUUCGAUGGUUCCCAGUUUAUCCAGCUUGUACUUGAGACAAUCACAUAUAAGAACGCUACCCGAGGAUUUGUUUGCGAGUAUAAGUAAUUCGAUUGAGCAAAUCCAUCUCGAUGGAAAUGAGUUGACUUCGAUCGAUGAAGGCGUGUUCGGCAGUCUAUUAAAAAGAGAGGUAAAACUAUAUCUGAAGGACAAUCCAUUUGUUUGUGAUUGCGAUUUGGUGUAUUUGAGAAAAAUGGUAAAAGCAUAUCCAAAUAUGUUCGACGAGAUUACAUGUACCGAACCAAUUGAAUUUUUUGGGUGGUUGGUUUCUGAAGCCGAGUUCUGCAUAACUACUUCUGAACCUCCAACAACGAUCAGCACCACCACAGAUGUUACAACUUUCUCUGAGGUAACGGAUUUACCAGAGGAUACAACUAUACAAACCACAGAAACUACGGAUAAGACAAAACCGCAACCAUCCACUAGGCCAACUGGUGAACCAACUAAGCCAACAACUUUGGCACCGGCUACGACUACCACGACUACUACUAUUGGAGAAGAGCCUAUAGAAACAACUAUAGAAACUGUUUUUCCGACUAGUGAAACUACAAAUACGAUCACUACCACUACUCCUACUCCUACUACUACUACUACUUCUAUUCCUACUACUUCUACCACUCCUACUCCUAUUACUACCACUUCUACCACUCCUUCUCCUACCACUUCUUCCACCCCAUCUACCACUACUGCAGCAGCCAACACCUUUACCGCGCAGUGCGUCCAAACUGCUGUUCAAAUAGAUGCUGACAUCACCACCUAUCAAAGCUUCGAGCUGUCUCUCCACAGACGCAGUAAAACCUUCACCAUCCUUGAGUCGCAGGAGGGAGCCGUUGAGCUUAUUCUGGACCAACUGUACAGCUCGUCUGCAAUUCUCUGGUUCUAUGACACAUCGACCUUGAGUUCCAUAUUCGCCCUCCAGAUCGAAGACAGUGCCGGUUGUGCCGAAAUCUUGGGACGAACUGUGCGAAUAAGUAAUCUCAUACCGGAUAAAAACUACAUCUUUUGUGUGAUCUACCAGGAGGAAAACACCAUUUCUCCCUUCGACUGUCUUCCACACAAGCUGCUGCCAACGUACGGACAAAGAACUUGGCUGAUUGAGGAUCAGAAGAUUACCGUGAUUAGUAUUUUGAUAGCCUCCGUUCUGGUGGCUAUCAUCUGCGGGGUUGUAUUGAGCUAUUGCUUCAUCAAGAGUUUCGAUGCGUAUCAGAAAACUUGCCGCAAGCCAACAACAGAAAUGCGAAUCGACCGAAGUACCACCAACCAAUGCUACAUGACUCCGGUUGCCGAACCACCAACCAGAUCCGACAGAUCCCGCCACAAGCGCAGCGUUUCCGAGAGCAGUAUCGAGAGUUGCCGUAGCUACGUGUCCGCCGUUGUCCCACCGACCCAGUUCCAGUACAUUUCCUGGAAGUUGCGUAAUCGACCGCGGCACUCGUCGAUUCCUUCCCACGGCACCCAGCCGCGUCCGUCGAUGGAGUUCUACCCUAAAGAUCCGCCACCGCCGCCACUGCCCCCGCAUCCGACCAAACGGUUGAAGAAGCAAAAGUCGGAAAUUAAAAUCAAUUUUCAGGAAAUUUACGACGAACCGAACAGCAGCAGCUAUACAUCCAGCAUGCACAAAAACUUCCACCCGGGAAAGCAUUGAGCAACUUCCACUUUGGGAAGUGUGGGCUGAUAUCUUACAUUUUUGCCGUUUCUAAUCCAUUCAAACAAUAGUUAAAAUAAUAUACUUAUAAACUUUCAAUUGAGAAUUUGACAUACAGUAUGAAAAUCAAAUAAAUUGUUUAAAAAUA